AUGUCAUCUCAAUGGUUGAUACUAUUAAUAUUUGUUGUAUUUGUACAACUAGCUGUUACUAAUGUAAUAUAUUCUGAUUUUGAUGAUGAAGAUCAUAAACAAAAUCCUGUCGAACCUGAAGAUUUACCUUCACAUACCAAUGUAGAAGAAGGUGACAUCGAUAGUAAUUAUUACUAUCGUUUGACAGAUAGCUAUUCGGGUCAAAAGUUAGCGUUAGAUGUUAUCAAUGAUGGUCAGAACUAUGGUCUAAAUAUGGUUCCAGUUGCUGAUUAUACUGGCCAAUAUUGGCGUUUUGUUCAUUUACAUGACAAUGUUUACAGUCUUCGAACUCGUUUUCUCGGUGAUGGAUACUCACUUGAUAUUAUCAAUGAUGGAGUUAAUAAUAAUAAGCCACAUAUGGCUAAAACAGGCCAUCAUACAGGUCAAUCUUGGCAUUUAACACGUUUGAUCGAUGGAACAUACAACUUCAGUAAUGAAUUUACAGGUCUCAAUAUGGCCCUCGAUAUUUCUAAAAAUAGUCAUAUUGUGCACAUGAGUGCCAAAAAAACUGAUUACUCUGGUCAGCAGUGGCAACUUACAAAGAUUGGUAGAAUUAACAGCUACUGA
This is a messenger RNA of Adineta steineri, 606 nucleotides long. NCBI's taxonomy places the organism in Eukaryota, Metazoa, Rotifera, Eurotatoria, Adinetida, Adinetidae. The record is from the annotation of a GenBank genome assembly.